UCGUCGGUGCUGCAUUCCCAACCCAAAUCUACCGUGGGAACACCGGCCUACAUUGCACCAGAGGUCUUAUCAAGAAAAGAAUACGAUGGGAAGCGUAUACUUAGUGUCCACUACUCAAUUCCAGACUAUGUCCGAGUGUCCAUGGAUUGUCGAUAUCUUCUAUCUCGAAUAUUUGUAGCUAACCCCGAAAAGAGAAUAACCAUUUUAGAAAUUACGAAGCACCCAUGGUUCUUGAAAAACUUGCCUAUGGAACUCAUGGAAGGGGGAAGAGGGUGUUCAUCUCAAAGUAUUGAAGAAGUGUUGGAAAUAAUAAAGGAGGCAAGGAAAACUCCAGAUGGGCCCAAAAAAGGAGGGAAUUUUGUUGGAGGCAGCAUGGACCUUGACGAUAUAGACACUGAUGCAGACAUAGAUGAUAUAGAGACAAGUGGGGAUUUUGUCUGUGCAUUGUGA
This is a messenger RNA of Ilex paraguariensis (yerba mate), 450 nucleotides long. Lineage: Eukaryota; Viridiplantae; Streptophyta; Magnoliopsida; Aquifoliales; Aquifoliaceae. The record is from the annotation of a GenBank genome assembly.